Molecule: messenger RNA, 1401 nt
Organism: Carya illinoinensis
Lineage: Eukaryota; Viridiplantae; Streptophyta; Magnoliopsida; Fagales; Juglandaceae
Product: putative leucine-rich repeat receptor-like serine/threonine-protein kinase At2g24130
Exons: 3
Coding region: 1-1401 (466 amino acids)
Molecular function (GO): protein binding
Source: RefSeq, a predicted model, not a curated record
AUGGCCUCAUGCUUUAGAUGCGAGCAGUCUUGGCACUUUGCUAGGGAGUACCCUAAGGUGAGCCAAGUAGGCAUGGCUGGUGCAAUGCUCCUAGAUUCUGCUUGCGAUUUAGCGAAUUCUAAAGCAUUGAUAUAUGCAACACAAUGUUACCUACCAUCGUUCAUGACAGAUAAAGAUGCAAUGCACUUAGCAUGUUCUCAGCAGCUAUUCCAUACAUCAUGCUGGGGGUUCAAAGCUGACUAUAAGAAGCAUUUGAGAAACCAAUCGUACCAACAAUCCAGCAAUAAGCCAGCUGUGCCUGAACUAAUGGCCAGAUUCCUGCAUUCCAUCUUCCCCCUUUGUUUCCAGUGUAUCAUUGUAACUUCAGUACUAGGUUUUAUUCCAAAGUUUAUUCAUUCAUUAACCCUGCAAUCUGAUAUCCAAGUACUUCGUACCCUGAAGCAUUCAUUUGAUCCCAACUCGAUCUCCUCAACAUCAUACCUUAAUACUUGGGACUUCAUGGCAGAUCCGUGCGACUGUGCAGGUGAACAGUUUCUUGGAAUUUUAUGUCGUAUUCCUCUGGAUGAUUCUCCUAGCAGGAUUAUAUCAAUUGAUCUCGAUGGCGCUGGAUAUGACGGGUUUCUGACACCAUCAAUUGGGAACCUGACCGAGCUCACCAUUCUCAACCUCAGUAAGAACAAGAUUCACAGAACAAUACCCGAAACCAUAUCCAAACUUAGAAAGCUCACCAGACUUUCCCUGGCAGCCAAUUCCCUCGUAGGCACCAUUCCUAAUGAAAUCACUCUGCUCAAGAAUCUUGAACAUCUAGACCUUUCAGGAAACAGACUCUCUGGCUCAAUUCCAACUAAUAUAUCUGGAUUACGAAGCUUGACCUACUUAAGCUUGUCCGGCAACACACUCACAGGCACGAUCCCAGACCUAACAGGAUUGUGGCAGCUAAACUAUCUAGAUCUGGGUUCCAAUCAGCUCUAUGGAAACUUGCCAUAUUUUCCUGUGAGAUUGACAACACUUUCAAUAAACUAUAAUAUACUUACAGGCCACAUCUCUCCAAUUAAGAAGCUCAAAGACCUCAUCCGGCUAGAUGUAAGUGGUAAUAGGCUUUCAGGGGUCAUUAGCAGAGACAUUCUUUCAUUACCUAGACUGGUUUACCUGAAUGUUUCAAAUAAUCACUUUACUGCAACAGAGUUGGUCAACUUCUCUGCAUUAGGGACGGAACUUCAAGUGCUUGAUGCACAAAACAACCAAUUCCAUGGUUAUCUGCCUGCCAAUUUGGUUAAAAUUCAGAACUUAUCCACAAUUAAUCUGGCACAUAAUCAAUUCUAUGGUCCAAUACCAAGAGGAUACGGAGCCAAACUAGAGCGACCAUGGAGAAUCCUGCAGCGUUGCCAGAAACUGCCUUAG